AUGCACUUCGUCAUAGUCCAGCAGCGCUCUGGAACCCCAGCGACGCCUCGUGUUGCAGGGGUUCGCGCCAGUAGCAGCUCCGGCGGCGGCAGCGGCGAGGUGCGUCGAGGCCGGCGGGCUACGCCCCCUCGCCGCUGCGCGGUGUGCGGGGACCGCGCCUACAGCCUGCACUUCGGCGGCCUGUCCUGCGACAGCUGCAAGGCCUUCUUCCGGCGCUCCGUGCAGAGCCGCGCCUGCCUCACCUUCCGCUGCCCCCACUCCAGGCCCUGCCUCGUCACAGUCACCUCACGCCGCUGUUGCCAGGCAUGUCGUUAUGCCAAGUGUCUGGCAGCUGGCAUGGAGCCGGGUUGGGUUUUAAGUGAACAAGAGCGCCAUCAGAAGGUAACCAAGAAAUGUGCAGAAUCUCCAACGCAGGACAAUAAGUGUGGUGCUGCAAGGAAGAGAGAGGGUUGCCAACAAACACAAAACGCUGCUGAACUACCCAAGUACCUGUCACCGGCAGAACUGCACGAUCUCAACGAUAUUAUCUCGGCGUUUCGUAGGGCGUGUGAAAACUGCACAGCACAGAACCAGGCUAAAGACGCCACAGGCAGGGUGAACGAGGCGACGAAUUUUCCUUACCACUUAACAGUGCCGGUAAACGUCUCUAAAGAUUCCAUGCAGUUUCUACAGAAAAAUGAAGACGAUAUUAGGACAGUGGUUGAACUGAUAAUUAGAUUCUGCUACACUGUGGUGGCGUCCUCUUCGCCGAUAGUCAUCGGCGAAUUCUACACUUUGUUUGAGUCCGUGCUUACUCAGGUGUGUUUUAUUUACGUCGCAGCAAAACUGUACUGUAAAAAUGAGUACCAAGACACAGCCGGACACGCAGUUAAAGAGGAGAACGAUCGGUUAUACGGUGACGUGAACUUUUCAGUUAAUCAGUCAUACGCAGUGACGAGUCUAGCAGAUGAAAGGGAUUCUGCUAAUGAGAAUUCGUGGAACCAUGCAAAUGAUCUGGAUGUUUUCUUCGCUGACAGAACUGCUUCCAGACCCUACAACAAUGAAUGCGCGGAAUCAGGAUGGACUCAUUCUGGUGCAAACCAAUCACUGGACCAGCAAGCCUAUUCAGUCAGGUCACUAACAGCGGGAAACUCCGGUGGUGGUUGCAACAUUUGUACUGCAGAAAACUACUACAUGGAAUCUCAUUUCAUUAGGAGGUUGCAGUCGCUUAACAUGGAUGACCCUACUUUGCUACUUCUUCUGGUCAUCGCACUUUUAAACCCGUACCAUCCGGGAGUGAGAAACUCGCUGCAGGUGGAAAGGAUACAGGAAUAUUACACAACAUUGUUGUGGCAUUAUUUAGACUGGAAGCAUGGAAGCAAAAUGGGUGGAAGGAUACUGUCAAAAUUACUUGAUAAGCUUGCAGAUCUUCAUACCCUGACAAAUCAGUCCCUAAAUUUCACUGUGCCACCUGGUGGCUGCUGCUGUAACUUGAUCUGCUAUAUUCGAGGCACUAUCAGCAGGUUGUCUGGUCCAGAUGCCACUGUGUAUGGUAUUACAGGAAUUACUAUUGGUGAUGACAUGUGGCAGUAUCAUGAAGAGACAGAAACCAACUUUCUCCAAACAUCUGAAAAUUUCUUAUCCUCUGUUGCAACUCAAAGUGAAAUCAAAGUUCCAAUGAUCUCUUCUGAGGAGAUGGUAACCACCAAUCAAAUAAAGGAAAAUAAAUAUUCUUGGACUCCUUGGAAUUUCUAUAAUUUUGAACAGAACUCAGUGACAAAUGGUGAAAUCACUCACAAUUCUGAAAUUAACAGUUGUUUCUUGGACAAUAAGUGUGAAACUGUGAUUGAUGAAGGAAAUGGUAAAACAGAGAAUGUUGAAGAUGACCUAAAUUUUUUAGAACACCUCUUCGUGCAGCCAGAGACACAGGUUCUGGAUACCCAGCACCCUUUACCAACAGAACAAGGCUGUACACCACAGUGGAGCUCAGCAGCAGAGUUCCAGUGGAAUACACCAGUUCACAACAAUAGCUCAAUAAAUACCAGCAUGGAGGUCACCUCUGGCUACGGUGAAACAGAAGGAAUGCAGCAGCUCUACACAUGUCCUACCACAUAUUUACCUGAUGUUUAUUGA
Molecule: messenger RNA, 2112 nt
Organism: Schistocerca nitens (vagrant locust)
Lineage: Eukaryota; Metazoa; Arthropoda; Insecta; Orthoptera; Acrididae
Exons: 6
Coding region: 1-2112 (703 amino acids)
Biological process (GO): cell differentiation; negative regulation of transcription by RNA polymerase II; positive regulation of transcription by RNA polymerase II
Molecular function (GO): zinc ion binding; nuclear receptor activity; RNA polymerase II cis-regulatory region sequence-specific DNA binding
Source: RefSeq, a predicted model, not a curated record